Messenger RNA from Leguminivora glycinivorella, 1662 nucleotides. RefSeq names its product carbonic anhydrase 1-like. The coding region runs from base 112 to 1164 and encodes 350 amino acids. The transcript has 7 exons. Lineage: Eukaryota; Metazoa; Arthropoda; Insecta; Lepidoptera; Tortricidae. The record is from RefSeq and is a predicted model, not a curated record. Gene Ontology annotation, cellular component: cytoplasm. Gene Ontology annotation, molecular function: zinc ion binding; carbonate dehydratase activity.
UUAAAAUGUAAACAAACUUUUGAACUAUUAUUUAUUUAUUUUUAGGCGUAAAUUCUAAGAGUAUACUUAUAUUUAAAAUUUCUGUUUAAUUGCCGUUUAAAAAAUAUCAGCAUGCCUUUACAGCAACAGCAAACAGAACCAGAGGAAGAGACAAAACCUGUUCCUAUUGACACUAAAAAGCAUGAACCUCCCUUCGGCACUAUAGACUGGCUCUAUUACUGGGCCCAGUUUGAAGGCCAGAUGCCGACACCUAUAGAUGUAUCUUUAACCGGCGCUAUGACCUAUUUGUGUCCGGAACUAAAAUGGUACAACUUUAAUGUGUAUGCUCACAAAAUAAAGUUGACCAACACCGGUUUUACCAUAUUACUAGGAGCAAAAUGGUUGACAGAACGUCCAUACCUUGAAGGUGGAUGCUUCAGGGACAAGCAUGUGAUAUCACAGGUCCAUUUCCACUGGGGAGCCAACAUGAUGGAAGGCAGUGACCACACAGUCGACAAGAGGCGGUACCCUGCAGAAAUGCAGGUAACAUAUUUCCGGGCUCAAUAUAUGACACAACAAGAGGCAUUAAAGUACGAAGACGGUGUUGUGGUUGUCUGCUACGUGAUAAAGUAUGGCGUAAACCCAGACGUGCGCUUGCAGCGUGUGAUUGACGGAUUCCCUCGAUGCCGGGCGGCCAGAACCACGACCCGCAUAGGGCCUUACCCCAUGUCGCUUCUAAUGCCGAUGUUUUAUGAAGACUACUUCCUUUACUGGGGAAGAUUGGAAACAGUAAGGGGAGAGAUCAAUACAGUCAGGUGGCUAGUACCGAGAGUGACGAUGUUUGCAUCUUUCGAACAGAUGAACGAGUUCCGUAAACUUUGGAACCCGUGGGACGAGCCCAACCUCGGCAACUUCAGACCACUGCAAGAACGGGGCAAGUUCUUCGUGCCUGAUGAUGACAACCCACCCGAAUUUUUAGACAGACACAUAUGGUCCAUAAAUCCUCAUUGGAACCUUUAUAAUUCCACUCUGCCCAUCCCAAGAGUACCCGAGAGAUCGAUCUCGAUAUUGUCACCAGAAUACAGAACCAAGUGGUGGAUGCUUCCGCCCCAAAACGAGUAUAUGAUUACCGAAAUGAUAAAUGAACAGGAGGGUGGAGAAAAUAAAGAGGCGACCGCUGCGUGAUAGUAAAACUUAUCUAGUAAUAAUGUGUAUGUGUAUUAAUAAUACCUAACCUACCUGCAAAUGUUGAAUACCUACUUGUGAACUCGUCGACGUAGGAACACAAUCCGCAUUCGAGUACCUAUGGAGUACCUAUCUUAUAUUAAAGGUAGGUUUAGUUUGCUACCUACCUGGUAAAACAAUCUAGCUAAACUUGACUGAAAAUAGGUGAAACAAACUUAGUGUUUCCAACGAAUAAUACAAUAUAAAUUAGGGCUGUAAAGUUUCUUUUUGAUUGUUAGUAAAGUUUCUGUUCUUAUUUUUAGCGCCAUCUGCAGCAUAUUCAGGUAACUAGGUAACUACUUACUUACGUAAAAAGUUGUGUGCUAUCCCUUUAAUAGAUGGCAACACAAAGUAGAUUAGAAUGUUGUCAUGGUAAAAAAUAUUCCACGUGAAUAGGAUAAAACUAGUAUUAUUAUGAUCUGUUGUAAAAUUGAAUAUUAUAAACACUACAUGACUACA